UUGUAGCCGAUCAUCGCCUCGUCAACACUGUUUUGGGGUGAGGGCUGUAAUUCUCCUUGCACUUCCGCUUCAUGUGUGUGAUGAUGGGGAGAACCUUCUGCAGACAAUGGUACCCAGGCUCAUUCUGUGAAGGUCUCCCUCUCUGUCCCCCUUUCUCUGUCAUGCUUGUCUCUGAUUGAGCUGCAAUGCCAUCCUCCUCGUUCGUCCAGUCCAUAUCACUCUCACUACUCUCUGAGCUCUCCAUUUCUCCCGGACUAUUGGCGGCAGGGAUUGGCUCUGGAUCUACAAGAUUUUUACUAGCUCUAACUUUUUUUAGUCUUAUUUUUUUGGCUAUUCUUGCGUGCAAAAAACAUACCAUCAUGCAUCUGCUCAGAUUCUGACUCAUGGA
Geodia barretti is the source of this 388-nucleotide messenger RNA. The record is from the annotation of a GenBank genome assembly. NCBI's taxonomy places the organism in Eukaryota, Metazoa, Porifera, Demospongiae, Tetractinellida, Geodiidae.